Messenger RNA from Halichondria panicea, 1173 nucleotides. RefSeq names its product ubiquitin thioesterase OTU1-like. Bases 150 to 1058 code for a protein of 302 amino acids. NCBI's taxonomy places the organism in Eukaryota, Metazoa, Porifera, Demospongiae, Suberitida, Halichondriidae. Gene Ontology annotation, molecular function: cysteine-type deubiquitinase activity; protein binding. Gene Ontology annotation, cellular component: cytosol; nucleus. Gene Ontology annotation, biological process: endoplasmic reticulum unfolded protein response; protein deubiquitination. The record is from RefSeq and is a predicted model, not a curated record. The transcript has 8 exons.
AUAAAGAUGGGCGUGACAGAAAGGAGGCGAGGUCAGUACAAGACACGCUCUCUAUUUAGAAACCGAUGAGUAACAUUUUCUGGGCCUUUGCCAAAUCAGUUUGGUAUGUGUACGUACGUGUAUAUGCUAUGCUCUAUGGAACUUGAAAAAUGAUUCUGAGCGUGAAAACCAAGACUGGUAGACUUGUCAUCAAUGACUUGUCAGAGACUUCCACUUUUGGCCACCUUCAAAGUGUACUUAAGCAGAAGACAAGUAUAUCUCCUCCCUAUCAAAAAAUACUGUAUGGCUAUCCCCCCCAACCGAUAUCUUCGUCAGAUACGAAUGCUACCCUCCAGUCCCUGGCCAUACAAAGUGGGGAGACACUCAUCCUAGAGAGCCAUGACAACGCUAUGUCCACACCCACUGGGAACGUUCAAAGUGACAGCACUGCAUCUGGAAGUAGACCCUUGAACAAAGAAAUGAGAAAACUCUCCAGAAAAGUCGUACCUGCUGACAAUUCUUGUUUAUUCAAAUCCAUCAGUCUACUGCUGUGUAAUGGAGUAGAAAGCAGCAAGGAACUGAGGGAGUUGGUCGGAGGCAUUGUCCUCUCAGAUCCUGGUAAAUACCACACUGCUCUGUUGGGGAGAGACAGCAGUGAGUAUGUGAAGUGGCUACUCAGGGAAGAGUCAUGGGGAGGUGCUAUAGAGGUGUCAGUGUUCAGUGAACACUACCAGACAGAACUAGACGUGGUCGAUAUUCAGACUCAGAGAAUAGACAGAUUUGGUGAAGAUAAAGGUUACUCCAACAGAGCCUUGCUCCUAUACGAUGGUAUUCACUAUGACCCACUACUGAUGGAGGGAGGUGAUGGGAACACUAUUCAGUCUCUGUUCCUCACUUCUGAUGAAACUAUUCUAGUGGAGGCUGUUCAAAUUGCAAAGAGUGCUUUUGAUGCUCGUCGGUAUACUGACCUUGCUGGGUUCUCACUGAGAUGCAUGGUUUGUGGGAAAGCUCUUACUGGGCAGACUGAUGCACAAGACCAUGCUCAAACAACUGGCCACAUUAACUUCGGAGAAGUAUAAACAAUUGGAAAUCAAGCUCAUUAGUACCCAUUAUUAAUCAUUAGCUCUCUGGUUAGAGCUAGUUAUUUAAUUGCGUUUUAUCUUCAUUCUUGUGGUAGUAUUUGCUAAUUGUUGG